UUAGUCAGUUGGUUAGUUGUAAUGCCAAUACAGAUAGGUUAAUUGGCUAUAAGUAGGCUAGAGGUAGAGAAAGGUGGAGUGAGAGAGAAAAUAAAGAUAGUGCCGGUCCUAAGUCCAUGCAGUGUCAGCAGCUGACACUCCUCUCUGUUGUUUUAAGGUUUGCAUUGUUUCCAACAUUUCUUAGAGUUUAUUUAGCCGAGAAAAGCUAGAGGGAAUAGGAACAGUUUUGUUGUCUGCUCGGUGUCCCAGUUUGGAGGCAGGCUGUCCCGGGACAGACGAACACAUCUGUAAUAACAGACAGGCUGUCACAGCGACACAGGCGCAAGCAGAGUCCGUCUGUCACCAUGCCUGUGCGCCAGAAAGAUGCACAGCGAGCCCUGGAGCUGCUGCUGCAGUACCGGGCCAAACUAGCCGAGAGAGAGCAGAACCAGAACAGGAGCAAACAGGGCCGGGCAGAGGAGGACCGGCAGCUGCAGCAGUCUCUGGACAGAGUCAUCACCGUCUUCCAGAGCCAACUAUUCAACGCUCUGCUCGAUAUCCAGGAGUACUAUGAGUUGACACUCCUACAGGACAGUCGGUGUUCUGCAGAUCAGCCAGAUGGUCCAGGGGAGCUUCCUGCCUCCUGUAGCCACUCAGUGGAGCCCUCAGCCCAGCCUCAGCCUGCUGGCCACCUUCAUCCUCCAUCCACUGGAGGUCCAACUCAGCCUGACACUCCAGCCACCAAACCCAAAUCAGUAAAGUCCCCUGCUCCCCCACCACCAUCCAGUACGCCUCAGUCUCGGCCGGCCAAAGUCAAGUAUCGCGCCCCUCUUCCACCUGUCCAGCCCGGCGCCUCCACAUCGUCUAAAGCAAAAACUUCCAAGCCGUCCUCUCCUUCUACCCCUACCUUAACUGGAGUCGCAGCAAAUGGAACGGAGACCCCUGCCACUUCUUCUUAUGCCAAAACACACCCUGGAGUAUCACUGAAUGGACCGCUUGUUGCUGCCACCACCCCUGCUUCGUCUCCUGGAGCCUCCACCAGUCCCCAAAGCAACCCUGCCUCCCCGCCCCAGGACCUCAAGACCGUCUCAGCCCUUGUCUCUGGCACCAUCCAAGGUCUUGUGUCUCCAACCAGUCCAGACAAACUCACCCCAGCCAGCACCCCUCCCAGCACCACCCCAGGUCUGGACAGCGUUACUAGUGCUAACAGCAUCUCCAUGAGCCUAACCAGCAACCAGAACCCAGGCAGAGUGACCCACAGCCCCAGCCCGACUAGCCCCAACCCGGCUAAAUUCAACUUUGACAGCCAGUCCAUCAGUCCAUCACCAGCCCCGGGGCACCCAACUAAAGGACCUCGCCUGAGUCCAAUGAGCCCUGGACCAGCCAGAGUCACCCCCGCUAGCCCUACACACGGUCCCACCAGCCCCAGGACAGCCUCGUCCCCCCGGCCCAGCACACUGACCCCCACCAACAAGGUAGAAUCUCCUGAUGUUCCAUUCGCUGAGGAGGUGUGGUCUCACCCAGAGGGAGAGAGGCUAAACGAAGUCCCAGCUCCGCCUUUCUCCUCCCUCUAUUCACAAAGCCACGCCUACUACCAGGCCAACCCCCCUCCAGUGGUCGUCAAUACCGACAGCAUCGACACCCCCCCAUAUGUCAAUGGUACAGAAGCAGACUAUGAAUAUGAGGAGAUCACACUGGAGCGGGGUAACUCAGGCCUGGGGUUCAGUAUUGCCGGGGGGACUGAUAACCCUCAUAUUGGAGAAGACCCCUCCAUCUUCAUCACCAAGAUUAUACCUGGAGGAGCCGCAGCCCAAGAUGGACGACUCAGGGUGAAUGACUGUAUAGUGCGGGUGAACGAGGCGGACGUCAGGGAGGUGACCCACAGUGGGGCCGUGGAGGCACUGAAGGAGGCGGGAGGUCUGGUCAGGCUGUACAUACGACGCAGGAGGAGCCUCACCGAGAGAGUCAUAGACAUCAAACUGGUCAAAGGGCCCAAAGGUUUAGGGUUCAGUAUAGCAGGUGGAGUUGGAAACCAACAUGUCCCAGGCGACAACAGCAUCUAUGUGACCAAGAUCAUCGAGGGAGGGGCUGCGCACAAAGAUGGACGGCUACAGAUAGGGGACAAACUUAUGGCUGUGAACAGCGCCUGUUUGGAGGAAGUGACUCAUGAGGAAGCGGUGUCUGCUCUGAAGUCAACUCCCGAUGUUGUUUACCUGCGUGUGGCCAAACACACCUCCCUCUUUAUCAAUGAUAACUUCCCCCCGCCUGACGUCACCAACUCCUACUCCCCCCACCAGGACAACCAUAUAAGCCCCUCUUACAUGGGUGGCAGCCAGUCUGUAAGCCCCGCCCCCUUGACCACACCCAGAUACUCACCACUGCCCAGGGCUAUGAUAGGAGACGACGAUGUCACCAGAGAGCCCAGGCGGGUGGUGCUCCAGCGGGGCUCGACAGGUCUUGGGUUCAACAUUGUUGGAGGGGAGGACGGAGAGGGAAUCUUCAUCUCCUUCAUCCUGGCUGGAGGUCCAGCUGAUCUGUGUGGGGAGCUGCACAAGGGAGACCGCAUCCUGUCGGUUAACGGUGUGGACCUGUCCAGUGCAACACAUGAGCAGGCAGCUGCAGCUCUGAAGAAUGCAGGACAGACCGUUACCAUAGUAGCACAGUACAGACCAGAGGAGUACAGUCGUUUCGAGGCGAAGAUCCAUGACCUGAGGGAACAAAUGAUGACCAGCAGCGUCAGCUCCAGCUCCACAUCGCUCCGCUCCACGCAGAAACGCACACUUUAUGUCAGAGCGCUGUUUGACUACGAUGGCAGUGCAUCAGAUCUGAGCGCGCCCAACCAGGCUCUGGCGUUUCGUUUCGGGGAUAUCCUGCAUGUGAGCAGCGCUGGUGAAGAGGAGUGGUGGCCCGCCCGUCACCUCAGCCCCCCGCCCCCCCACCGCCCCGAGGUCGGGGUCAUCCCCAGCCGCAGGAGGGCAGAGAAGAAGGAGAGGUCGAGGCUAAAGACGGUGAGAGUGACCAGGUCUCAGGACAGAUCGGAUCAGGAGGAUAAAGAGCUGGUAACCUCUGGCACCAGCGAUAAUGAAAGUAGUUCCUCUGGCCAGGAGGAGAUAUUUCUGACCUACCAGCCAGUCACGCAGCAGGAAGUGAGCUACACACGGCCAGUCAUCGUGCUCGGGCCAAUGAAAGAUCGAGUCAACGAUGACCUCAUCUCUGAGUUCCCUGACAAGUUUGGCUCCUGCGUCCCACACACAACGCGGCCGCGGCGAGAGUACGAGGUGGACGGCAGAGAUUACCACUUCAUGUCCUCCAGAGAGCACAUGGAGAGAGAGAUCCAGGAACACAAGUUCAUCGAGGCUGGACAGUACAACAACCAUCUGUAUGGGACCAGCAUACAGUCUGUGAGAGAGGUCGCUGACAAGGGUAAACACUGUAUACUGGAUGUAUCAGGGAAUGCCAUAAAGCGUCUCCAGCUGGCAGGCCUCCAUCCCAUUGCUAUCUUCAUUAGACCACGCAGUCUGGAAAAUAUCCUAGAGAUAAACAAGCGUCUCACUGAGGAGCAAGGGAGGAAGACCUACGACCGAGCUGUCAAACUGGAACAGGAGUUCACUGAGUACUUCACCGCUAUAGUCGAGGGCUCUUCUUUAGAGGAGGUGUAUUCACAGGUGAAGCAGAUCAUUGAGGAACAGUCUGGUCCUUACAUCUGGGUGCCCACCAAGGAGCGGCUCUGAACACACACACACACACACACAAACACACACAUAUACACACACACGCACACACUACUCUUUCAUCAUUUCUCACUUUUCUGCUAAUUUUCUAUUAUUAUAACCUGCUCUCUCUCUUUCUCUUUUACACAUACUGUCACACAUCCACACACACACACACACACAAACACACACAAGCACAUACAGUCAAUUAAGGCUGGGACUAUCUGGGACUGCUACUUCCUGGAGUGGGAGGAGCUAAUGUCUGCCCAGCAGCCUAUUGGUGGAUCUUUCUACAGCUCAGUUCCUUAAUGUUUAAGGAAGUGGUUCAAAUCGAGGCGACAUGUACCAUUAUCUGAUUUGAUUUCUUUAUUGUUCUUCUUAUUGUUGUUGUCGUUGUUGUUUUCAUAUUAACGAAGGGUAAUGCAUUCAUGUAUGGGUUUGUAAUGAUAAUAUUGUCACCAAGAGGCAGACUUUUGCACGCUGUAGCUUUAAGAGCAUGUUUUUGGGACAAAAUCUUGAUCUCCCUUCCUUUCUGUCUUUCCUCAUGGCAUCACUCCUGUUUAGAGUUUCUCUUUCUCUCUCUCUUUCAUCCAGUCCUUCUCUCUCUCUCUCUCUCUCUGCCUUUCACUCUCUCGCUCUCUCUCUCUCUCUCACAUCCCAUCCCUCCCUCUAGACUGUCAAUGGGCUGUAGGUAUGAGCUGAAAACGAACAGAGUGCCGAGGUGUUUUGGCGUCCGGGGCCAAAAUGACACAAUAGUACAAUUACUGUUUAGAGAUGUAGCGAGGAAAUAAUCAUUAGCGAAUUUAGGAUUUGUAUAAUCAAGACGCUUGUUAAUUUGUCAUGUAACAAGCAGAAAUUCUCAAUCAAAGCUAGAAACACUGAAUUAGCAUCAAAAUAGAACAAAAUAUAGAAUAUCCUAUCAUCGUGCAACCCUUUUGUUUUUGGAGGGCCAGAAACAAAUAUAGGACAUGUAGGCCUCAUAUUGGACAGCUGGUGCUAUGUUAUGUACAAAAGGUGCUCCAGCUGGGGCCCCCGAACCAUAGUUUAAGAAACUGGGGUCCUCCAUUACCCGAGCCUUCAUGUUAUGGGUUUUGACUCCGUCCCGCGCGGGCCUCUGCCCUCCGUCCUCCUCUAUCUCUCUCCUCCUCCUCCUCCUCCUCCUUCCCUCAUUCAGUGUUGCAUAAGUUACAGCACAGAGCAAUGUAUCAUCUUCAUCAUCACUAUCAUCAUCGCAAUCAUAAUCAUCAUCAUCAUCAUCAUCAUCAUUAUAGCUUUCCUCUCACUGCUGAUGCACUAAUGAGGGCUAGUUUCAUUAAAAGCAUCUUAGCGUGGCCGAGUCGAAGAGGUCAAAGUGUUACCUUCCUGUUCUUGGUGUUCCUGCGUGGACGUGCGUCACGGAUUCAGCUGCACUCUGAUUGAAACACUGUCUUUCGGCUAAUUCGGCACGUUGGGACGAGCUCAGCGGGUGUCUGUCACGCUGGUGUGACAGAGUCAAAGGUGCCAGGUAAACACUUCUGGUAGAAACACUGUUCUUCAGCUAAUGCAACACCUAGCUUUUAAAAUAGCUCGUGUGGUGUCAGUCACGCUGGUUUUAAAGAGGCCAGAUAAAGUCUUCUGGUUAAAAAAAAAAAAAAAAAAACACUCCUUCCUCAUGUCCAGAGGUGCAACACUAUCGGCAACAGAGGUAUCUAUCACCUUAGGUUUAUGAGUUUGAGGCCAAAGUCCAAACGAGCAUGAAUGCCACCCGGAGCAAGGUGAUAAUCUCUGUCAACAAGCUUAGUACUUGAGAUACUAAGAUGCUUUUGGUAACGUGACCCCUGUAUGGACCUUCCCAGCCACCAUACCCCGCUUCCCAUCUCUUCACGCCCCAGGCGACUCCUCCGAUCUGACUGGAACCCAGAGGCAUACAGAGAACAGGCUCUUUCAACGGGAUAGCUCGCAAUUUGAUGGCUUGGGAGUCUUAAUAGUUCCUAAUGCUCACACAGUGCUCAACUUAAACAUUUCCUUCCGACUUAAAGGCUUCCUGAAGUUAGUAGUCACUGUUAGUUGACAGAACCGGUGUCUCCUUAUGUCUCUGGCUGUGUGUUUUAGCCAGGAGCCCAUGCCACUGUCUGUUAGAAUAAAGCACCGAUGCAAAGAAUCUAUUGUAUACAGAGAUGGAUCUAUAUCUAACAUAAUAUAAUAUUUAUCCCUGCUCUAACUGCCUAUUUUGGUACAAAAAUAAAAGUCUUUAUUGAGAUUUA
Messenger RNA from Myripristis murdjan (pinecone soldierfish), 5932 nucleotides. Its product is annotated as discs large homolog 1-like protein. Gene Ontology annotation, biological process: receptor localization to synapse; cell-cell adhesion; establishment or maintenance of epithelial cell apical/basal polarity. Gene Ontology annotation, molecular function: protein kinase binding; ionotropic glutamate receptor binding. The coding region runs from base 345 to 3710 and encodes 1121 amino acids. The transcript has 25 exons. Lineage: Eukaryota; Metazoa; Chordata; Actinopteri; Holocentriformes; Holocentridae. The record is from RefSeq and is a predicted model, not a curated record. Gene Ontology annotation, cellular component: postsynaptic density membrane; neuromuscular junction; basolateral plasma membrane.